CCACGUGAUCGUGACGACAGCGCGCCCGCGCCGGCCGGACGCGCUAGACUUUAGCGGGAUCCAGUUCCGGGCCUAGUUGUUUAAAGCCCGGUGUUUUUGGCUUUGAGGGGGCGGGGGUUUUUAUUCGUAGGCUCUCUGGUCCGGGUUUUGCAUUCCACGAUGUACCACAACAGUAGCCAGAAGCGGCACUGGACUUUCUCUAGUGAGGAGCAUUUGGCACGAUUGCGGGCCGAUGCCAACCGCAAAUUCAAAUGCAAGGCGGUGGCGAACGGGAAGGUUCUUCCAAAUGAUCCAGUCUUCCUUGAGCCUCAUGAAGAAAUGACACUCUGCAAAUACUAUGAGAAAAGAUUAUUGGAAUUCUGUUCUGUGUUCAAGCCAGCAAUGCCAAGGUCUGUUGUGGGUACAGCUUGUAUGUAUUUCAAGCGUUUUUAUCUUAAUAAUUCAGUAAUGGAAUAUCACCCCCGGAUAAUAAUGCUCACUUGUGCAUUUUUGGCCUGCAAAGUAGAUGAAUUCAAUGUUUCUAGUCCUCAAUUUGUUGGAAACCUUCGGGAGAGUCCUCUUGGACAGGAGAAGGCACUUGAACAGAUUUUGGAAUAUGAACUGCUACUUAUCCAGCAACUUAACUUCCACCUUAUUGUCCAUAAUCCCUAUAGACCAUUUGAGGGCUUCCUCAUCGAUUUAAAGACUCGCUAUCCCAUGUUGGAGAAUCCAGAGAUUUUGAGGAAAACAGCUGAUGACUUUCUUAAUAGAAUUGCCUUGACAGAUGCUUACCUUUUAUACACACCUUCCCAAAUUGCCCUCACUGCCAUUUUAUCUAGUGCCUCCAGGGCUGGAAUUACUAUGGAAAGUUAUUUAUCAGAGAGUCUGAUGUUAAGAGAGAACAGAGCUUGCUUAUCACAGUUCCUAGAUAUAAUGAAAAGCAUGAGAAACUUAGUAAAGAAGUAUGAACCACCCAGAUCUGAAGAAGUUGCUGUUCUAAAACAGAAGUUAGAGCGAUGCCAUUCUGCUGAGCUUGCACUGCAUGUAACUACGAAGAAGAGGAAAGGCUAUGAAGAUGAUGAUUAUGUCUCAAAGAAAUCCAAACACGAGGAGGAAGAAUGGACUGACGAUGACCUGGUAGAUUCUCUCUAACCAUUUGAAGUUGAUUUGUCAAUGCUAAUCAAGAGUAGGAAGCAUAUUGGACACUCAACUUGAUUUGAAAAUUAUAAUGGGAAAACAUCAAAAUAUGUUAAACAUUUCUAUGUGUUAUUUAAAUUUUUUUUCUUUUAUAGUAACUUUAUGUAAAAUAAAAGAUCUUCAAAAGAGCCAG
Messenger RNA from Nycticebus coucang (slow loris), 1309 nucleotides. RefSeq names its product cyclin H (gene CCNH). Gene Ontology annotation, molecular function: cyclin-dependent protein serine/threonine kinase regulator activity. The transcript is spliced from 9 exons. The record is from RefSeq and is a predicted model, not a curated record. The coding region runs from base 160 to 1131 and encodes 323 amino acids. NCBI's taxonomy places the organism in Eukaryota, Metazoa, Chordata, Mammalia, Primates, Lorisidae. Gene Ontology annotation, cellular component: transcription factor TFIIK complex; nucleus. Gene Ontology annotation, biological process: regulation of cyclin-dependent protein serine/threonine kinase activity; regulation of transcription by RNA polymerase II; DNA-templated transcription.